This is a messenger RNA of Micromonas commoda, 1890 nucleotides long. RefSeq lists its product with no specific name. The record is from RefSeq and is a predicted model, not a curated record. NCBI's taxonomy places the organism in Eukaryota, Viridiplantae, Chlorophyta, Mamiellophyceae, Mamiellales, Mamiellaceae. The coding region runs from base 1 to 1890 and encodes 629 amino acids. The transcript has a single exon.
AUGGGCGUCAGGGACGUCGCCGCCGCCGCCGCCGCCGCGGGGACCAACUGGCUGAGCACGUCGCCGCUGAGCCGCCGCCCCGGCUUCCUCGGCGGAACCUCGCCGGGUGGCGGUCGACCCCUGGGCGGCUCCGGCUCGCACCAGAAACCUCCGCUGUCGUCCUCCCCGUCCGUCGCCCGCGCCGCCUCCUUCGGCGGGUUCACCCCCGGCGGCGACGGCGUCUCGGUCGAGAUCCAGCCGGUUCCGUUUUCCCUGCAGGGGAGCAAGGCGCGAAGCGGCAGCGACCGGUCGCUGAACUCGAUGGACGCGGAGUACGUCCUCGUGGAGGAUGACAAAUCCGGCGGCGACAAGUCCGGCGGCCUCGCGUCGAUGGAGUCCUCCCCGGGCGGGUCCCUCCCGAGCGGCGGCGGCGGCGGCGGCGGCGGGCUCACGCAGAUGGCGGCGGGGUUGACCAGGAGACUCUCGUCGAACCUCGGAGCCGUCAUUCUCGGCUCGUCACCGCCGCCGAGCAAAUUUGGCAACAACCACCACCACGUCACGUCGUCGUCGUCGUCGCCCGGGCGGGAGCUCUACCGCAUGAGCUCCUCGCCCGGCGGUACCGGCCUGGGCUCGGGAGGGAGCCCCGGGUCGUUUCCGCCCCGGCCGGGGUCCUCCCGUCACUCGCCCCCCGGGAUGCUCGGCGAAUUCCGUAACUCCCCGAGUUACCCAUCGUCCAGGGUCUCCAGCGCGCGAUCAGGAGGCGGGGGCGGUUCGGGGCUGGCGCUCGGGGCUGGCGCGUCCCUGGCCCCGUCGCAGUCGCCGUCGGAGAAGGAGGCGGCGGCGGCGUUGGCGUUGGCUCGCGUGGCGCAGGCGGCGGCGGCGGCGGCGCCCGGGGAGAAGCGCUUCGCCAGCGCGGCGCAGCGCGUCUCCGUGCUCGAACGCGCCGCGACGGUCCUGAGAGACGUCGCCAUGGAGCGGUGGGACAGCGGCAAGAAACUCGACGCGCUGUCCGUGUCGCUCGUGUCGUUGACGGCGCUCAGGGAGGGGUACAAGCUCGCGCAGGCCGUCGCGAAAGAGGCGGCGGAGGCGGAGGCGUGCUCGAACGCUCCCCAAGGCGUCGGGCCCCUGGACGGCUCGCGAAACGUCCGGCUGUCCGACAUGUCCGACUCCUCGCGAUCGUCCGGCGGCGGCGGCGGCGGCGACUGCGCGUCGCGGCCCGCGAGCGCGUCGUCGUCGUCGUCGGGGUCGCCGCCGUGGAUCCCCGGCAGGUCCUCCUCCUCGUCUCAAUCCGGCACCAUCGGCUCAUCCGCGGAGCUCCCCCGCCUCUCGUCCAAGACCCCGGAACGCCUUCGCAAGGAUCGCGAGCGCGCGGUCAAGACUGCGGAGCGGAUCAAGAACGCCUUCAACGCCGCGCUGACGCGCGCCGACCGCGCCGCCGCCGCGGUCAAGGGCGUCGGCGUCGAGGGUUCCGCCGUGUUGCCCGACGCGAUGGACCUCGCGUACGACGCGGCGCUGGCGCUCGGUCGAUCGGGCGCGGUCGAGGAGCUCAUGGGCAACACGAGGACCGCGCUCGAGGCGUACUCGAGGGCGCAGACGCUCUUGGUGUUCAUACUGAGCGAGGGGCCGCGGUUUGUCACCGCGAGGGACGAGCAGAGCGGAGACGAACGAGCGGCGACGGACGCCGAGCGAGAGACGGCGGCGGCGCUCGUGAGUGCCCCGGGGCGCGCCGCCGGAGACGGUGUCGAAACCGGGGACGGAUCGCGUCUCAUCACCCCGUCCGUCCACCCGUGCGACGAGUUCCCCGCGCGCGGAAGGAUCGCGAGGUUCGUCGGCGCGAUCGGCGCGAGGCAGCAGGCGUGCGCGGCGACGGCGAUGCGCUCCAGCUCGGGCGCGACUCGAAGGCCACCGUGA